Molecule: messenger RNA, 3705 nt
Organism: Zootoca vivipara (common lizard)
Lineage: Eukaryota; Metazoa; Chordata; Lepidosauria; Squamata; Lacertidae
Source: RefSeq, a predicted model, not a curated record
CCCCUCCCUCCUUCUCCCAGGUGUGAUGGAUCAGAGCUGCCCGCAGGAGCACCCAGCCUAAGCAGCCCUGAGAGGAGAGCAGCGCCAAGGAGCUGGGCAGCAGAUUGAAGUCCACAGACUUUUACCCCUGGAGAUUCCGCCCGCAGCGGCUCAGCUCUGAUCAGGAGGCGCAGCCAAGCAGUUCAGAUUCAGCAAAGCGGAGCAACCGGUCCGGGAGAGGAGGUUUUGCAAAGCCUUGCGCUCGGCUCCAUCGGGGUGGGUUGUCGUUGCUAAAAGGGGCAGCCCCAAAACUGAGCUUCCCUCCGUCAAGCAAAACGCCUGGCCGAACUGCUCAGCUCUUCUCCACGGUGCCACCAAGGAGAGAUUUUCUCCCGCCGGCGAGAUGUGGUCCUCUGCUUUGGCCGUCUUGGGCCUCCUGGCCUGGUCCGCCUCCGGCCUCCCCCCGCAGCGCCAGAAGGGGGUCUCCAUCUUCUCCGACUUGACUCCGGCGGAGCUGCGGGCCGUCCGGGACUUUCUGAUGGGCCGUCCCGAGCUGGGCCUCCGGGCUGAUUCAACCAAAUCCCUGGCCAAGAACAGCCUCUUCCUGGUGGAGCUCUUGACCCCGAAGAAAGGGCCCGCCUUGCAGUACCUGGAGUCCGGGGGGCGCCGCCCUCGACGCCAGGCUCGAGCCGUGGUCUUCUUCGGGGCCGAGGCGCAGCCCAACGUCACCGAGUACGCCGUGUGGCCCCUGCCUGCGCCCACCUCCUACCGGCCCUGGGGGAAGCCGGCGCCCUUCGCGGCCCGGCCGGGGUCCCAGCUGGAGUUCGCGCUGCUCUCGCAGAGGCUGGAGGAGAUCCUGGCUCCGCUCCAGAAGUUCCUCCGCGACGCCUCGGGCAGCUUCGGCUUCGAGAACUGCGGCGACCGGUGCCUGGUCCUCACGGAGGUGGCCCCGCGUGGCCUGGCCUCGGGCGAGCGGCGCACGUGGCUGAUCCUCCAGCGCUUCGUGGAGGGCUACUUCCUGCACCCGGUGGGCCUGGAGGUCCUCCUCGACCACCAGGCCCUCGACCCGCGCCUCUGGCACGUGCAGAAGCUCUGGUACAACGGGCGCUACUUCAGCAGCCCCGAGGAGCUGGCGCAGCUCUACGCCUUGGGCGCCGUGCCCGUCGUGCCUCUGCCGCCGCUGCAGCCGGAGGAGAGCCUCUUCUCCACCUUCGUGCCGCGGGGGAACUUCUCGGCGGGGCCCCCGACGGACGCGCACGGCGCCAAGGUGUGCGAGCCGCAGGGCCGCCGCUACUCGGUGAGCGGCAACCUGGUGGAGUACAGCGGCUGGAGCCUGGCUUACCGCCUGCGCUCGUCCACGGGGCUGCAGCUCUUCGACGUGCGCUUCAACGGGGAGCGCGUGGCCUACGAGGUGAGCGUGCAGGAAGCCAUCGCCGUCUACGGGGGGAACACGCCGGCUGCCAUGCAGACCAAGUACAUCGACGUGGGCUGGGGCAUGGGCUCCGUGACGCACGAGCUGGCGCCCGGCGUCGACUGCCCCGAGGGGGCCACCUUCCUGGACGCCCACCACCUGUACGACGCCGAGGGCCCCGUGCACUUCCCGCGCGCCGUCUGCGUCUUCGAGCUGCCCACGGGGGUCCCUCUGCGCCGCCACUUCGACAGCGACUUCCACGGCGGCUCUCACUUCUACGCGGGCGUGGAGGGCACCGCGCUGGUCUUGCGCGCCAUGUCCACGGUCUACAACUACGACUACAUCUGGGAUUUCCUGCUCUACCCCAACGGGGUCCUGGAGACCAAGGUGCACGCCACGGGCUACGUGCACGCCACCUUCUACACGCCCCAGGGGCUCCGCUACGGGAACCGCCUGCAGAAGCACGUGCUGGGCAACAUCCACACGCACCUGGUGCACUACAAGGUCGACCUGGACGUCGCAGGCCUGGGGAACAGCUUCAAGACGCUGGACGUGGCUCUGGAGAACAUCUCUCUGCCCUGGGAGCCGAGCCGGCGGCUGGUGCAGCCGCGUCUGGAUUCUCGGCCGCGGCUCCGCGAGCGCCAGGCCGCCUUCCCCUUCGGCAAGCCGCUGCCCCGCUACCUGCUCUUCGGCAACCCGGAGAGGCCGAACCGCUGGGGCCACCGGCGCAGCUACCGCCUGCAGCUCAGCUCGCACGCCGACCGCGUCCUGCCCCGCGGAUGGCAGGAGGAGCGCGGCAUCACCUGGAGCAGGUACCCCUUAGCAGUGACCCAGCAUCACGACAACGAGGACACCAGCAGCAGCCUCUACAUCCAGAACGACCCCUGGAGCCCCACAGUCAGCUUUGAGAACUUCCUCCAGAACGACGAGAGCCUGGAGAACAAGGACCUGGUGGCCUGGGUGACGGUGGGCUUCCUCCACAUCCCCCACUCGGAGGACAUCCCCAACACGUCCACGCCGGGCAACGUGGUGGGCUUCUACCUGCGUCCCUUCAACUUCUUCGAUGAAGACCCCUCUGUGGCCUCGCGACGCACCAUCAUCGUGCGCCCCUCGGAGCCUGGGGGCAGGUCUGGGGUGCAUGUCGAGCGCUGGACCCCAGCCAACCCCAUGCCCUGCGUCUCCAAGGAGCCCUUCAGCUACAAUGGCACCUACUGGCAGGUGUAGCCCAGCCCUUGGCAGGAUUUGCCCCCUCUUCUUCCUCUCCACCCCUCAAACCACAACCCAAAGUGGCGGCCAGGAAACCAACCUCUCCUCCUUGGCACGCCUGGCUUGCACCAAAGCCCACCCCCCAGAUCCAACCCCCCUGACUUCCUGUGCACCUCAGACCCAGGCAGGGGGGCAGCUGGGUGAAGGGGGGUGGCUGCCCCUCCAACAUGAGAUUUUUUUUCAUAUUAGAUUUUUUUUUGGGUGGGGGUUGAGAGUAGACUCAAGACAGCCAUCAGGAAGGACUUCUCCAGAUGAUAAGAAUGCAGAAAGAGCACACGGUUCAGCUCUGCAUUGUGUGAAGAAGCACUUUCUUGGAUUCAUCCAGAUAACUAUUUAAUUAAAACACUUGCAGUGACUUCCCCCAGCUUCACACAUCUGCAAGAGGCGGAGCGAAAUCCCUUUCCUGUCUCCUCCUCCUCCUGUUUGCCAAGUUCGCACCUCGGAAUCUUUCCCAAGCAGAUGGUGGGUUUUAACAACCGUACUAUCAAAAUAAAAGAAUUCCUUCAGGAGCACCUUAAAGACCAACUAAGUUUUUAUUUUGGUAUGAGCUUUUGUGUGCAUGCACACUUCUUCAGAUACGCUGAAACAGAAGAGUCAGACCCUUAUGUAUAUUCAGAGGGGGGGGGGAUGAUGGGAAUGGGUGAUGGGCUGAUAGGAGUGGUAAACCUGUUGAUGGCUGUUAACGACUGUUAAUGACUUCAAUUGGUCUUGGGGGGGGCAAGGGCUGAGGUGCUAAGGAAAGCUUGAUCAUGUAUCCUAUAUAAUAAUGUCCAAGUUGUCCCUGCGUCCAGUUGUCCCGUGUGUCCCUGGGUCACUGCGCAUGUGCCCCAGAGAUACAGGGAUUGGACAGCAGAGACUGCGUGCGCGCACUCUCCCCCCCCUCUGCCUCCUCCAACCGCCGCUCCCGCCGGACACCGCCUCACUGCAGGGCACGUCAGGGAAGCGAGGGUGGAGGCCGGCGAAGGCCUCCUCACAACCCUCCCUGGCCAUGAGGAGCGGCGGUUGGAGGAGGCGGGGGGGAGAGUGCGCGCGUCCUUCCUGUCGGCGGC